Notolabrus celidotus (New Zealand spotty) is the source of this 1621-nucleotide messenger RNA. It is a transcript of the gene dhrs7, whose product is annotated as dehydrogenase/reductase (SDR family) member 7. Gene Ontology annotation, molecular function: oxidoreductase activity. NCBI's taxonomy places the organism in Eukaryota, Metazoa, Chordata, Actinopteri, Labriformes, Labridae. The transcript has 7 exons. The coding region runs from base 76 to 1083 and encodes 335 amino acids. The record is from RefSeq and is a predicted model, not a curated record.
UUUUUAGUUGUGUUAAAGCCUCAUUACCCAUUGAAGCUUCUUCAGGAAAUAGAUCUAUUCAUUUAUAAUCAACAGAUGGACUGCUGCACUGUGUCGCUGUGGUGUUUUAUACCACUUUAUUUACUUCUUCACUUUCUAUGUUUCAUUUUCAUGGACGCGGACUUCACUCUGCUGUUGGCACGUCUGAUAGGUCACAGACCAGAGAAAAAGCUGAGGCGGCUGGUGGUGUGGAUCACUGGAGCUUCAAGUGGUAUUGGAGAGGAGCUGGCCUAUCAGCUGGCACGGUGUGGGUCUCGACUCAUCCUGUCUGCAAGACGCGAGGAUGAGCUCAAGAGGGUGAAAAGUCAAUGUUUAGAGCGCUCUGACCUCCAGGAUGAAGAUAUUCUUGUUCUCCCACUUGAUUUGUUGGAGAGGACGUCACACGAAGAAAAAACAUACACUGCUAUCCAGUACUUUGGACGUAUUGACGUCCUCAUUAACAACGGUGGCCGAAGCCAGCGCUCUCUGUGCGAGGAGACCAGUGUUGAUGUGUAUCAGGCUUUGAUGGAGCUGAACUUCCUGGGCACAGUCUCCAUCACAAAGCAGGUGCUGCCCCACAUGACGCAGCAGGGCUCUGGGAGCAUUGUGACUGUGAGCAGUAUUGUUGGCAUUGCUGGAGCGCCGCUGUCAACAGGAUACUCUGCCAGCAAACAUGCUCUGCAGGGCUUCUUCAACUCCCUGAGGUCUGAGCUGACUGACUUUCCAAACAUACUCAUCAGCACUGUGUUACCAGGACCUGUGCAAUCCCAGAUUGUCAAAAAUGCCUUCACAGAGGAAAUAAACAAGCCUGUGACCUUAGCCGGUAGUCAAGAACACAAGAUGCCAACAAGCCGCUGUGUGCGUUUGAUGCUGGUGGGAAUUUCCAAUGGAGUCAAGGAAAUGUGGAUCGCACAGCAGCCCUUCCUCCUGUUUUACUAUGUCUGGCAGUACACUCCCACACUUGCCUGGUUUGCCACAAAUCUGUUGGGCAGAAAAAGGGUGCAGAAUUUUAAAGCUGGUCUGGAUGCAGACUCUGCGUACUUCACGAAGCCCAAGACCUCCUGAAAGACAAAUACACAAGAAGAAAUGAGUCAGUUGCAUUCUGCAAUCAACCAAUCGAAUGGAGAGUGGGUUGUCCUGCUACAUUUUGAGGUCGUUGCCUUCUGCUGGAAAGAAAACAUCUAACGAUUGCUCUCCUGUUACAGCAUGACAGAGUGUGACAAAACAAGAACAUAUGUCAUGUUUUGAACUCUAAUGUAAAGUCAAUCCUAUAUUUUCCUGUUUUGUAAUGAACACUCAGAUUAUGUGAGUGUCUGGGUGUUAACCUACAUGAAUGUAUUCAACUUGUACUGAACUUUUGAUCAAUAACAUUUGAACAUUUUUCGCACAGGCAACGUAAUCAUGUGAAACGCAACAAAUUAGCUUCUGCCAAGCUCUUUUAUUAUAAGUAUACAGUUCCACAUAUAAAAAUCAAUGAUAUGUACAAGAGACUAUGGACAAAUUCAUUUCUUUUCGUACUUAAUUGUAAACAAGUGAAUUGUAAACAGAACAAUAGCACUAAACACCUUACACAUACAGCAAGACAUACGCAAGGCACAUCCUU